CUAAAAUAUUACCUGGAUUUAAGUUAACAAUAUUCCUCCUCAAAUUAUAUCUUCAUCUUGUCCUUUUUAGUAUCGCAAGUUCACGAUUUAUGUCACGUGAUCUACUACAGUAACGUCGAUUUGUUUAAAGAUGGCGGCGCCCAUUCACACUAAAAUAUUAGUAUAAAACGCUCAAAAAUGAGCGAUAGUCUUCAUAAACCUGGUCUGUACAAAUGGAAGAGACAAACUGACCCAAAAGUUUACUCAAGAUCUCAGAAAGUGACUACGAAUAAUGACAUACAGGACUGGAUUAAGAAAGUUGAGGAUGCUUCUAAUCAGGCAGCAGAUGCUGUCUUUGGGGACAAAAAGAAAAGAAUAACAGCUUUGAGAAAUGUUGAUCAACUGAGAGAACAUGAUGAUUCUCAUUCUGAGGCUCAGGAACUACUUUCACAAUGGGUGAAUGAUAAGAUCAGAUUGGACAAUGAUAUGGAUGAAUUUGAUGAUGAACCAUGGAAUAAAAGAUCAUUAGAAGUCAAAAAGGAAUGGGACCACCUCGUAGACUAUACUAAUGAGGAGUAUGGAAUGAAUUACUACAGGAAACAAUACAAGGACGAAGAAGAUCCAUAUGCCUUCUUGGCAGACAUGGAUGAAGAUCGAGCAGUCGACACAGUACUUGAUCAGAUGUUGCAGAAAAAAGUGGUAGCUGACAGAGUUGUCAAUGAUCUGGGCUUUGAUGAUAAUAGCAAAUACAAAGAUCCAAGACUUAAAAUGGAGUUAAGACAUAAACAGGUAAAAGAAAAGAGAGAAAAACAUGAAGAACAAUUAAACAGAAAACGACGAGAACAACAGGCUAAAAAAGAUGCACAUCUGAAAGCCAAACAAAUGAUAUUAAAGGAGGAUCAAGAUAAGCUGACUAAACAGAAAAAGGAGGAAAUGCUAAUUAGGAAAGAAAUGGCCAGAAUUAGGAAACAAAUGCAGGAAGAAAGAAGAAAUGUGGAGGAUUUAAGAAAGAGGGAAGAUAAGAAACAGGAAGAGCUGAGUUCUUAUGCUGUUAAGUUGGUUGACCAAGAAGAAGAAGACAGAAGAAGAAAAUAUGUAGAACAGGAAAAGAAAACUGAAGUAAAGCAGAGAAUUUUGCUUGAGAGAUUGAAUGAGCUGAAGAAAAGACAAGAAGCAAAUGAUCUUAGGACACUACAGAGGCAUUUCUCUGCCUGGUACAACCUAGUUUUAGAGAAGAGACUACUAAUGGGUAAGGCCAGAGCUAUGGCUGAUUGGAAGUUGUUAUUCAGAGCAUGGAAUGCAUGGAAAUCCUUUGUCAGGUCCAAGAAAAUUGACAUAGAGACCAAACAGCAUGAGGUGGAUGUCAUAAAAACACAGAGGAAAAUACAGCUAGCAGACAGUCACAGUAAACAAACUUUACUUAGAAAAUAUUUUGCUGCUUGGCAGCUGUGGGUCAAACAGGAAGUUGAACGAAAAGAAUUAGAACAUGCUCAAAGUAAUACCAAAAGUAAGAUGGCUGCUUUAUUAGAAGCUGCAGCAAAUGGUAAAUUAUGGACCGGAAAUGACACAGAUAGAACCAGUUCUACAGUAGAAACCACAAAGUCAAGUAGAAUCCAGUCAGCAAGGACUGGCAGGAAACCAGUUACUCCAUCAACAUCAGAAAUUGACUCCUUUUUUGAUCAACCUGCAAAACGUCCACAGUCCUCAAAAAGUGACACUUCAGUGAACAUAUCAGAAGCAGCCAAACAGAAACGAGAUAAUAGAAUUCCUACUCAACCAUGGCAGAUAACAAGGAAACAUUUGAAUCUAACCAAUGAGGAGAUGGCUAACAUGGGAGAUUCAGAAGAUCACAUUGAACAGUCAGAUCUUAAAGUCAGAAAGAGGUUUGGAACACAGCCAUGGAUGAACACUAAAUAUAUUACAAAUAAUUUUGAAAACAGACACCAGGCUCAACAAAAAAUUUUGCAAGAGCAGCAAAAACAAUUGAAAGAACAACAGAGAAUAAUAGAGGAAUUGCAGUUUGGUCAGAAUCAAAGUAAACUGCACGACCAACUUGAAAAACAGCAAGCAAUACUUGAACAUUUAGCUAAAAAUAUUACACCAAGAACAGGGGAUUCUGUUCCUAAAGGACAGACUUCUACAUCUGAGGUUCCUCGGCAACAGUCUAAUGCAAAUUCACAGUCAACUAACAAACAAUCAAAUAUAAGUAAACAGAACAAUAGUGCUAUUGUUAAUAGUUUAAAGAAUGAACAGACAAAUAAGAAGCAAAAUACUAAAACAUCAAAUGUUGCUAUGGAUACAUCAAGAACAACUAGUACAGCUGUAACUGCAAGGACAGAUAGUACGACCAAAUCCAAUACUAAGUACCUGCAAACUUUAAAAAAUAUGGAUGAACGUGCUGCUGAAAGAACCAGGUUAAAAGCUGAGAGGGACGAAAAAAGAAGACAGGCAGAAGAGGAAAAAUUAAAACAAUUAGAGGCAGAAGAAGAGUUAAGGAGAAAGGAGUUAGAGGAAGACAAACGUGCCAGAGCUGAGGCUUAUAGAGAAAAGAAAAAAUUAGACAAACAGAAAGAAAUGGAAAAACAACAACGAGACGAAAAAGUCAGACAAUUAAAUGUUAAAGCAGAUGAACAUUAUAUCCGGUCUAUAAUGAAAUAUCGUGGACUUGUACCAUUUAAAAAAUUAGCUGACAUGGCAAAGAAAAAUGAAUUUACAGCUAUAGCUCACCAUAAGUCACUUAUUAAAAGACAUGUAUUUAGUGCUUGGUAUGAUUAUGUACAGUAUAUCAAGGCACAGAAAGAAAAACUGGCAGACAACAUGUAUAAAUACUUAAUUGUCAAACGCUCAUUUAACAACUGGAGAAAUUUUAAACAUCAUACAAUAAUACUGGAAGGCAGAGCUAGACGAUAUUAUGAAAGAAAUUUGAAAAAUAAGAUAUUUUCUGUUUGGAGUGACUGGGCAUGUCAAGAAGUUCUAGAUUUUAUAAAUAAAGAUCAGAAAGCAAGGGAAUACUAUAUUUGGAAAUUGAAGCAGAAGUCUUUUGAUGCAAUAAGAACAUUCCCAGAAGAAGAGAAAAAAGAAAAAGAACGAGUGAAAAGAAUAUCUGAAAUGAGACAAAAGGUGGCAGCACUGUUACCAGAUUUUUCUGCAUCAUCUCUUAAAGAAUCAAAUGAUAUUUUAUGAAUGGAUUAAUGAUACAAUUUAGUAAUUAUUUAUAUUAUUUAAUACAUACUUAAUAAAAAAAUGUCUUUUUUUUUUAAUAUGCAUUAGUAAAAUCUAGCUAUCUAACA
Mytilus californianus (California mussel) is the source of this 3269-nucleotide messenger RNA. RefSeq names its product coiled-coil domain-containing protein 191-like. Gene Ontology annotation, molecular function: phosphatase binding. Lineage: Eukaryota; Metazoa; Mollusca; Bivalvia; Mytilida; Mytilidae. The record is from RefSeq and is a predicted model, not a curated record. The transcript is spliced from 17 exons. The coding region runs from base 178 to 3162 and encodes 994 amino acids.